AAAGGCCCCUCCCCAGAAGGCAGCUGGGCUUUGAGAUCAUACAGCCACAUACUAUAUAAGGCCUCUCCCCACUCCUGCACCAACACAUUGACAGGUUCCAUCUUCCUCGGGAUAGUGUCCUUUGCUGGACCCAGAAGGUUUGAGGCUCUUGGCCCCAUCCCCUGGGGAAGCCAGCUCCAGCAUCAUGAGAGGCGUCUUCAUUGCUGGUAUCAUUGCGGCAUUCGCCAUCACAGUUGUAGAUUCCCUGGACUGUAGACAGUGUUACAUGUACAACAGCACCUGUGAGGCCAAUGCCACCCAAUGCGGUGAAGGGUACUUCAGUUGUGUGGAGUCCUCUGUCAACUCCACUCUAGGAGGGAGCCUCCAUUUAUACCAGAACAAGUUCUGCUCCGAAUUGAAUUGCACCGAGAGUAGCACGAAGGUGGCUUUCACUGUGCAUCUAUUUGAUGACCAAAGAUACCAUUUUGCAAGCCAGUGCUGCCAAGGAAAGGAAUGCAAUGUCACCCACGAUGAAUCUGCCAAGCAGAACUUCACUAACACGCAGUGCAUGUCUUGCUAUGGUAACAACAAAACACUCUGCGAGCAGAAACCCCAGCAGUGUUAUGAAGGAGAACAAUGUGUCCACAUGGUUGCGGAGCUUACAAAUGGCACUGGCAGAGUGGAGCUGAAGGGCUGUUCCGAUAUCAGCAACUCUACUUGUCAAUUACUGUCCAAAGGGAACAUAACAGUUGGAGAGUUCAUUUUCAAGUCGGUUGAAUGCACGGGGUCUACCGAGCUCAACUUGACCACUGUGACCCCACCAGGCAUCAAUACUUCCUCUGCCACCGUUACCCCACCAGGCAAAAACACUUCCUCCACCACCGUUACCCCAUCAGCCAGCAUGGGCAUCAGAGCUUCUUUCACCUCCUCUAUCUUUGGCAGCCUCCUUCUUCUGAAGCUGCUGUUCUGAGGUCCCUGGGCUCUGCUCCAUUCAGUGUCCCAUGGGUGUUAACACCUUUCUAUUCACAUACCUUCCAGUUAAACUAUCCAGUGGGUUGGAAGUCACAGGAUUUUGGGCAAUGCUAGCAGCCACAGUAUCUCCUUUAUUAAAGUGUUGCUAGAGGUUUAGA
Messenger RNA from Mastomys coucha (southern multimammate mouse), 1109 nucleotides. Its product is annotated as ly6/PLAUR domain-containing protein 8-like. The record is from RefSeq and is a predicted model, not a curated record. NCBI's taxonomy places the organism in Eukaryota, Metazoa, Chordata, Mammalia, Rodentia, Muridae. Gene Ontology annotation, biological process: defense response to Gram-negative bacterium. The transcript has 6 exons. The coding region runs from base 185 to 949 and encodes 254 amino acids.